Messenger RNA from Brenthis ino (lesser marbled fritillary), 1143 nucleotides. Lineage: Eukaryota; Metazoa; Arthropoda; Insecta; Lepidoptera; Nymphalidae. The record is from the annotation of a GenBank genome assembly.
AUGCAAACGCAUAGUGAUUUUAUCGAACUAGUAGAUCGAUAUGAUUACAGUGAUAUCGAAAAUCGGACGUUUAUUUCGUUGUACCACAGUUCAGUGUUAGCUGUGACUAUGGCUCCAUGGUUGGAUCUUCCAUAUGAGAUACGAGACGUUACUGCGGAGGAGGAUAAAGUUAUCAAGAAAUGCUUAAUAGGCUACACCAAACCCUUUGUGAAAUGUGGCGAGAAACAGUACGUGAUGCCCGGUGCAUUCAGAAAGCACGCAGAGGCGAUAUACAACAUGCAGGUGCGGCCAGAUGACAUAUGGGUUAUCACGUUCCCUAGAUCAGGAACAACAUGGACUCAGGAGAUGGUGUGGUUAAUUGAAAAUGAAUUAGAUUAUAAAGGUGCUAAGGAAAGGUCUCUUUUCGAACGAUUUCCUAUGUUAGAAAUAACAGCAUUAAUACCAGAACUGGCAUUUGAUUUAAUUAGGAUCAAUUUUAUGAACCUCGCCUAUUUCCAAGGCUUGAACCAGGCAGCGAGAGUGCCAAGUUGGAAGACCAUAGAAGACGCGCCUUCCCCACGCUUCAUAAAGACACAUCUACCUCUUUCACUUCUUCCUCCAAACUUGUUAAGCACAGCCAAAGUUAUUUAUGUGGCGAGAGACCCAAGAGAUGUGGCUGUAUCGUACUAUUAUCUGCACAAAAUGGUAAUAAAGACUCUCAUGCGUGCGACAUUCAAUCAUUUCUGGGAUGCUUUCAGAAAAGAUUUGUUACCCUGGACCCCCAUUAUUGAGCAUACAAAUGAAGCGUGGAAGUUGCGGCACAAUGAGAAUCUCCAUUUUCUUUUUUAUGAGGAUAUGAUAAAGGAUUUACCAAAAACGAUUCGAGGAGUUUGCAACUUUCUAAACAGAGAUUACUCGGAAGACCAAGUCCGUUUUCUCGCCAGCCAUCUCAGUUUCCAUAACCUUCGAAAAAACAAGGCUGUAAAUAACACUACUACCGAAAACAAUGAAAUACAAUUCAUACGAAAAGGUGAAGCAGGCGGUUGGCGGACGCAUUUUGACGCUAAAAUGGAAGUCCAAGCUGAAAAUUUUCUCUGCACCAGAUUGCACUACCUCGACUUAGCGUAUCCCUCAAUAGCAGUCGAUAUAGAAGAAACACGUUUA